Molecule: messenger RNA, 1750 nt
Organism: Uranotaenia lowii
Lineage: Eukaryota; Metazoa; Arthropoda; Insecta; Diptera; Culicidae
Gene: Scgalpha
Product: epsilon-sarcoglycan
Exons: 5
Coding region: 194-1546 (450 amino acids)
Cellular component (GO): membrane; sarcoglycan complex
Source: RefSeq, a predicted model, not a curated record
UCAACUGUGUGAAGUGAGAGUCCAAGAUUGUUGAAUGUUGUUCAAUUUUCCACUGUACUAUUGAAUGAAAUAUCAUUCAAAAAAUUUGUAAUCUGUGGGAAAAUGUAAAAUUAUUCUUCAGUGUUGUAUUGCCAUUGAAAUAUCUACCAAUCAAUCAACGUGAAACGCGAUUUAGGAAAACAAUUUUGAUGAAAUGAAAAUGAUGAAAAUGAAAAUUUUCAUAACGCUGACUUUGCUGGCCGCAGCAGCCAAGGCCACAUAUUUGUCGGAUGAUGUCUACGUUUCGGAACUAUUUUCGCUACGCGUAGAGCCACGAAUGUUCAACUGGACCUUCCAGGGUUUGACGGAACAGUUCCAGUAUCGGCCUUCCCUCGAAGGCUAUCCGGAUCUUCCGUCUUGGGUGCGGUACAUGUACAGCAGCGAAUAUCACUCCGGAUUCCUGUACGGGACUCCACCGGAACGGACCGCCGAUACUAAAGUUCCGAUCGAGAUCAUCGCUCUAAACAAGCAAACUUACGAAACAAAACGCAUCGUGCUGCUGCUGGCCGUGCACCGGAAGCUUCCGCCCCGGAAUGUCAUCCAGAUGAAAAUCGAUAAUCUUAACUGGGUGCACAUGAUGGACCCGGGAAGGAUUGAAAAUUUGAAAAACAUCUUCCGCAACGAUCUGUGGCAGGAAAGUCGGCAGGAUUUGCACAUCAUUUUCAUGGAUUCGGCUAUCAAGCUAGGUGCUCGAUUGCCGUUGAGGCCGCAGCAAAGGGAGGGCGUUGUAGUUCAUUUGGGAAGUCGAGCAGAUUUUUCGGCCCGUUUGCUGGAACUGCAGGAGGAAGUGAAGCCGCUGUACAAGAUUGCCUCGUGCAAUUACAAGCGAACUUCCGUUCAAACAACAUUUGAGAAUUCCGGUUUCAAGCUGGAUUGGUGCGCUUUCAAGUUGCACGCGGCCGAUGACGACAUAACGGCCAUGCCUCAUCAUCCGAACGAGAGCCACAAACCGGGUGGCGUACGAGGAUCGUCGGAAAUCAGCACCCUGCAGCAGCGGGCGGACCGUUGGGAGGCUCCCAUGAAGUCGGAAAUCCCGGACCGGAACUACAGUGACGAGUUUGCCGUCUCGUUUGCCAUUCCGGGGAUGAUAUUUGCCCUGCUGCUAUCGGUGCUGACCGUGAUCCUUUGCUUCCAGCACGAGAAACUGCGAGAUGACGAUUCAGAGUAUUAUUUCGAUUUUAUUUUUAACAUUUGUACAGAUUUCUUCAGGUUGAAAAAAUCUUACAGACACGAGUAUCGUCCCGUGCAACCCGUUCAGAUGGUCCAAUACGGAUCGGAACAAUCUCAAUCGGUGCCCGCGACUGGAACGUUGAAAAGUCUGAAGGAUGCCCCCUAUGAGGAAGACUUGAGCAUCAGAUCGGCCAGUCCAUCCGAGAGCUUCUGCCGCGAGGGGAGUCCGCGCAUUGUCAACACUUAUCUGAGACCGAAACCUCCGCCGUAUCGCCCGUCCGGUUCCAACAACUCCACCAUGCAGAGGAAGGCCCCCGUCGGAGGUGUUGACAUAUGACCUGGCGAGCCCCGAGUUUUGUUCUGUUAAGCCUCCGGAAGGACAGGUUGGCAAUGGGAAUAUUAUAGCAACGGAGUAGUCUUCAGCAGGUAGAACAAAAUUCAACGACAAAUUCAGAAAUUGGCAGUAGAAUGCAACCAUAUCGAGGGUUAAUGCCCGUAUCAGCUUAAACUUGUAAUUAUCGGUUCUGUUAUUUAUAUAUUU